Messenger RNA from Rhinocladiella mackenziei CBS 650.93, 1466 nucleotides. RefSeq lists its product as uncharacterized. The transcript has a single exon. The annotation marks the transcript as partial. The record is from RefSeq and is a predicted model, not a curated record. Lineage: Eukaryota; Fungi; Ascomycota; Eurotiomycetes; Chaetothyriales; Herpotrichiellaceae.
AUGACUUCCAAAUUCUGCUCGGCGUGCCUUCAAAAACUCCUCCUCUCUUCUUUUCUAGCAGAUCCCUCUGAUCCAAGUAGCAAGAUUCGUGCCACCUGUAUUCAUUGCCGGAAUCGAAGUGCUCGACUGCGUGAGAAGAAGAGGAAAGCUCUCUCGUCACUCGAUCUUAACGUGCCUUCGAAAAGACCGGCGAUUAGUCGUACGCUCGAGGCUCCUUCGAUCCCUCUUCCUCAUGGACGACCCGAAACCCGCUCGGAUACCUCUACACGCUCUCUCCCUCCACUCGAAUCACAGCCGCAACCUCCAGACGCUCUUUCGAUCCCUCUCUCUCAUGAACGAUUCGAAAUCCCCCCGGAAGCCGAAUCACGACCGCAACCUCCGCUCCCACCACCGACGGACUUCCUUCCGGCAGACCAAUGGAGGUUUAUCCAGGAAUUUUACAACGCCUUAGAUGAGGUCAAAAUGGAGUUCUGUCUUCGGUGUCGAGAACGGUGGUUUACGAUGAAUUUAAAGAACGAGAUCUGCCACACCUGUUUCUUGAGAGAUAAGAGUUCCCAUUCUCCUUUUCUGAUGUCGACGGAUAACGAAAUGGAUCCAGGCGAGAUUCCAGCCCGUUUACCGACCUUGACCCAAGUGGAAGAGAUGAUUAUUGCCCGUUCUCAUGUGCAGAUGUUGGUACAUCGAUAUCGAGGCCACCAGUAUCACUACUCCGGGCACUGUGUGAGUUUCAUGCAAAACAAUGUGAAAACGGUGAAUAUGUUACCCAAUUUACCCUCCGAGCUGGAUAUUGUCGUUGUUCGCCCGUCGAAUCAAGUAAUGGAGAAUAACCCCAGAUAUCAUUCCCAGUUUCGUGCUGAUUUCCGGGUCCGGAAAAGCCAUGUGGUAACUUGGCUUCGUUAUUUAAAGGCCAACCACCCCGAUUACCGAUACAUCACCAUUUCCCUGGACCGACUCGAAAGACUGCCGGUUGAUGAUGAUAUUUCCUCAUCGUUCCCCUCGAUCGUCGACGAGUCAAUCAUCGCGGAGGAGGACCCUGUUCCAGACACGUCCACGGGCCCAAACCCGCCAGUCCCGGCCGAUUUCCCCCCUACGAAUUCGCAAUCGAUGGUCCCUAAUCUCCAUGAUGAUACGACAGAAGUCGACCGGCUUCUGGCCGAGAUUUCUGGGCGUGCUUUGAUGCCUCCUGGCGUGCCAGCGCCAUCCAUUCGAUCGACCCCCCUCGAUGAGGCAGCUGGGAGAGAGCGGAUCUUUGCCAUGGCCUUCCCCACUCUCUACCCUACGGGUCGAGCCGAUUUUAACGCCGCCCGACAGCGAAAGGUUGAUUUAAAAGAUUACGCUCGACAUCUGAUGUGUUAUCACGAUGGGAGAUUCGGUCGACAUCCCCGCUGGCGGUUUUUGAUCUUUAACCUCCUGAUGCGUCGAAGGGCGAGCAAUUCGGCCCGUUUUUAUGUGUCGAAGGCGUCGGG